Erythranthe guttata (spotted monkey flower) is the source of this 1205-nucleotide messenger RNA. RefSeq lists its product as uncharacterized. The record is from RefSeq and is a predicted model, not a curated record. Lineage: Eukaryota; Viridiplantae; Streptophyta; Magnoliopsida; Lamiales; Phrymaceae.
UGUUACCAAAUCAACGGGCAGCGUGUUAAUAUCUGCUUGAAGAAAACGCUGCCCGAACUGCCCGAACCCCCUCUGUGGGGAUUACGGUCAGCUCUCCCCACGAAUCAUCACCAUUCCACCAGUCAGUCGGUCACUCUUCCAAAGCUACUUUCUCCUGCAACUAUAUUUACUUACAUUAUACUGUAUCUAUAGUUUCCCCUCUGCUUGAUCGGACGGUCCAGAAUGAAAGUUUCCUCAGAUCUCACCCCCUCCGCUGCUUAGCUCAACAAAUUCUCAGAUCUACUCGAUCCAUCUUCAGAUCUGUUCUUCCCCAUCCGACGGUCAGAAUUUUUUUAAGAAGUUUGAAGUUUGGAGUAUAUAUAUAGAAGUGAGGAAAAUGGAGAUUAACUGUGGUUCGGUCAAGUUGACCACGAUUAAGGAAAACAUGCUAACGUGCGCGGGCGGAGAUGCAGCUUUAGCGGCGGCGGCGGCGCUGGUCUCUGCUCUGGUCAACGCUCAGCUGGCUGUCUCAGUCCUGUCGCAGGAAUGCAUGAAGCUACUACUUAUGAACCAACCUAAGUCGUCGAGGGGAGAUCAUCUUCCCUCCAAACCGGUAGAUUCCGAGGAUGACGAUGGAGAUGACGACGAAGAUGACGAAGACGACGAUCCUGACAAUGAAGAAGAAGAGGCAGAAAAUACUAACGGUGCGAAAAACGGGCCGGAUGGUGGGGCCCGCAAGGUGGAAGAAAACGGCAAUAACGAGGAAGAAAAUGCAGACGAACAAGAAUCCGGUGAGGACCCUAAUGAAGAUGAUGACGAUAAUGAUGAUGACGACGACGAUGAUGAUGAUGAAGAUGAUGAUGACGAAGAAGAUGGUGACGAAGAAAACGAGGAGGAAGAUGAAGAGGAAGAGGACGAGGAAGAAGCCCUACAGCCUUUGAAGAAGAGGAAGAAGUAAAUGUGUAGAGUGUAUAAUUUAUAUAUAUAUAUCCUCCUUUAGAUAUAUAUUGCUGUCUCUAUAUUUAUUGUGACUUAUAUUUGGUGAAACUAUAUAUUAUUACAACCUAGUUUAUGAGCAGCAUAGGAGGGUUUGUUUAGGACUAUAUAUGUAACAUUUUAAUGUAUGCCUGUCUGAGUAGUGUACAACUCUCUCUCUCUCAGUUCCUUGCGGCUGUUAAGAUAUCAUAAAGAAAGGCUUAUUAGUUAAAUUAAAAUUUUCUCUGUGU